CACAGUUCCACUAGAUGCGCCUACUGCGGUCAGGUUCUCUUAAGUUAAUUCAGUGUAGCAUCUACGAUAGUACAUCUGUUAUCAUUACGUAAUGUUAGCCCUUGUUUUGAAGCCAUAAUUUUGAAAGUCUGAGGCUACUUCCGGUUAUCUCCAGCUAACAUCAGAAACAUCACGAUGGCAGCUGAGUCCGAGGUUCAGUCUGAGAUCGAGGUGCUGAAGUCCAUCUACCUGGAGGAGCUGCAGGUGGACAGGAGAGAGGACGGGGGCUGGCAGGUGAGUCUGGUUCUGUAUCCAUCCACUGCAGAGGACUCGGUCUCCCAGUUUGUCCGACUCACUCUGACUCUGAGCCUCGAUCUGCAGUAUCCCUCAUCGUCUCCGGUCAUCUCUAUUCACAACCCGCGUGGGCUCUCCGACGAUAAACUCGGCAGCGUCCAGAAGUGUCUCCAGGCGGAGGCUGAAUCUUGGCUCGGCUCUCCGGUGCUGUAUCAACUCAUUGAGAAAGCUAAAGAAAUCCUGACUGAAAGCAAUAUUCCUCAUGGGAACUGUGUCAUAUGCCUUUAUGGUUUCAAGGAGGGAGAGACCUUCACCAAGACGAGCUGCUACCACUACUUCCACUCCCACUGCCUCGGCCGCUACGUGGUCCACUCAGAGCGGGAGCUGCGGCAGAGGGAGAAGGAGCUGGAAGAGGAUAAAACCAGAGAUGGAAGCAGCGUUCAGGAGCUGACGGUGGUGUGUCCGGUCUGCAGGGAGCCUCUCACAUAUGACAGAAACCAGCUUCUAAAGUCUCCUGCACCGGAGCUGCCUGAGCUCGAUCAGGCAGCGAUCGGCUCCGACUUUCAGAGGAAGUGGGGUCAGCUCCAGAAGAUUCUGGAGAAGCAGAGGUGCAACGGCGGGAUCAUCGACACGGAGGAGGAAUCCAACCGAUUCCUGAUCCACAUCCAGGAGGCCCCUCCAGUGUCUGAAAACGUAAACCCAGAGGUCGAUGCGUCCCCCGCCCUCCCAGUUUCCUCCUCCUCUGAUGAAGCCGGCGUCCGAUCGGAGCGGUUUGUUCCCGGACUGUCCCAGCUCCCAGGCUUCCAGGCCCAGAAGCACCAGAACCAGGCCAGAGCGCCAAGAGGAGGAGGAAGACCCAAACCCCGUCCUGGGCAGGGCCCCCCCAUCGCAGAGCACCUGGAACGGCUCGCUCUGUCAGACUGCACCGACCAAUCACAGAUGAUUCUGGGAGACGGUGGCCGACAGACGCGAUGCCGGAUCGGGUCGGGGGAGGAACCAGAGAAGCAGGUUCCUCCAACUGAUUUAGACUCUGAGGGCCCAAAAGAUGGAGCCAGGGGUCACCGAGGGAGAAGAAGGGGCCCCUACCGGCCUGCCCUGCACCACAUCGGGGCCCCCAGGCCCCCACAGCAGCACCGCGACAGUCGGGCCAGAAGUCGAGGAGGAGGCGGCGGGCCCCGGCGCGGCCAUUACGGCCAGGGCCUCCAACAGCAGGUGGUGGAGCGGGGAAGAGAGGAGGUGGUAUGACAAAGGGCGACCGGAGGGUGGAGGAACGGCAGAACGCGAGCCUCCAUCAUCAGAUUAAAACGCCGCGACAGAAAGGACUCUGGACGCCGCCUCCUGUCCCGCUGUCUCCAACGCACUUUCGUCUUUGCUCCAGUUGUGUCCAGCUGGUCGCUGCUUUGUGAUGUGAUGCCAAACAGCUUAAAGAACUAUAAAUUAAAUCUACUCUGGGUGUCA
This is a messenger RNA of Xiphophorus maculatus (southern platyfish), 1731 nucleotides long. It is a transcript of the gene rnf25, whose product is annotated as ring finger protein 25. Bases 175 to 1518 code for a protein of 447 amino acids. The transcript has 10 exons. The record is from RefSeq and is a predicted model, not a curated record. Gene Ontology annotation, molecular function: ubiquitin protein ligase activity; protein binding. Gene Ontology annotation, cellular component: nucleus. Lineage: Eukaryota; Metazoa; Chordata; Actinopteri; Cyprinodontiformes; Poeciliidae. Gene Ontology annotation, biological process: protein ubiquitination.